Molecule: messenger RNA, 1309 nt
Organism: Alosa alosa (allis shad)
Lineage: Eukaryota; Metazoa; Chordata; Actinopteri; Clupeiformes; Clupeidae
Product: arylamine N-acetyltransferase, pineal gland isozyme NAT-3-like
Exons: 3
Coding region: 181-1200 (339 amino acids)
Molecular function (GO): acetyltransferase activity
Source: RefSeq, a predicted model, not a curated record
AUGACUUGAAAUGACUUGACUUUUUAAUUGUUUUCAUAGAUAUUAAGGAGUUAACUUUACGAUUUUAGAAAAUCUGCUUAGGUGCUGUUGCAUGCCUCACGCGAGUGAACCUGUCAUUGUACCAAGCGACGCCACAGACCAACAGCAAGUGCCAGAUCAAAUGAGACAGACUGAGUGCAGAUGAGAUGUUCGUGUGAGCACUUGAGUGUGUGUGUGUGUGUGUGUGUAAUUGGAUCCUCAGUUACUGCUGUUACUGCUACCUCUCAGAGCAGGAGCGCCCCUCUCUACCUUCAAAAAACUCCUGAAGACCCAGCUCUUCAGUGCAGAAUGGACCUACAGGAUUACUUCCAGAGGAUCGGCUUCAGCGGUCCGUUUGAGAAGCCGGACCUGGCCACUCUGCAGCUGGUGCACCGUCUGCACGUGCUGAGCAUCCCCUUUGAGAACCUGAGCCUGCACAGCGGCCAGCAGAACAGCAUGGAGCUGCCACUGGUCUUCAACAAGCUGGUGCGUCAGCGGCGUGGGGGCUGGUGCUGCGAGAGCAACCUGCUCUUCUCCUGGGCGCUGGGGCAGAUGGGAUACGCACACACCAUGCUGGGCGCCCGCGUCCACCAACCACAGCAGCAGGACUUCAGCGCCCGCGAGGGACACCUCAUCAACAGGGUGGACGUGGCUGGACGCUCCUACAUCACUGACGUCAGCUUCGGAGUCUCCUGUCAGAUUUGGGAGCCCCUAGAGCUGACGUCGGGGAAGGAGCAGCCCCAGGCAGCCGGAAUGUUCCGCCUAAAGGAGGACCACGCCACAUGGGUCCUGGAGAAAACGUCUCGCACACCGCUGGUCCCCAACGAGGCCUUCGCCACAUCCAGCCUGGUGGACCGCAGCCGGACCAGGGUCAUCUACUGCUUCACCCUGGAGCCCCGACGGCCCGAGGACUUCCACGCCGCCGCCCAAUUCUACCAGACCGCCCCUGACUCACUCUUCACCAACAAAUCAAUCUGCUCCCUGCAGACACCCACCGGCUUCAGGGCUCUGAUUGGCUGGGUUUACAGUGAGGUCACGUUUGGGUACCAGGAAGAGUUUGACCUGAUGGAAAUGCGUAACAUCACGGACGCCGAAGUCCAGGACGUCCUGAGGGAGAAGUUUGGCAUGCCGCCAGUCCACAACCUCAAACUGAAGAGUGAGAAAGUAUGCUAUUCCCUCUAACAUCUCCCACGGUAACAGGAGAAUGACAUCUACGCUCAGGACAGACGGGUUCACAUUAUGGGUUUAUCUCAUUAAUCUGUCUCAUGAAUAAAUACACCAUGAACUGUCA